Messenger RNA from Williopsis jadinii, 641 nucleotides. RefSeq lists its product as uncharacterized. The transcript has a single exon. NCBI's taxonomy places the organism in Eukaryota, Fungi, Ascomycota, Saccharomycetes, Phaffomycetales, Wickerhamomycetaceae. The record is from RefSeq and is a predicted model, not a curated record. The coding region runs from base 402 to 605 and encodes 67 amino acids.
UACAAGUCAGUGGUAUACAUAACCUUUUUGUGUAGAUUAAAACAUGUUCGAUAUGAAACGAUCAACCAGCAUUAGCAGCAAAUAGAAGUUUUCUUAACGGUACUUGUUGAAACCAAUGUCCUUGGCCUUCUCUCUGAAACAUUGACGACACAAGUUCAAACCGUACUUUCUGAUCAAACCAGUGUGAGAAGAACAGACUCUACAUUGACGAGAACCCUUACCGUAGUUUCUUGGGUGGGAGAACCAAACGUUUUCGUGAGCCAUUUUGCUAUAGUCCUUGAGUUAGUAUUCUGGCACUCGAAAAUUGACUGUGCGGGUGAAAGAAGAGGUCGAUUUCCAUGGUCUGCUAUGUGUCCUUGAAGUAGCGUUGGUCCUUAGAGGGUGUGUCCUAUCUCACCUCCAUGGAUUGUUCUUCUUUAUUCACUAUAUUCAAACAUCAUUUGGCUUUCCUUUCGACUGUCUUCACGUCUGUGGUCUAUUGUCUGGUAUCCGUCACUAAUACAACACGUUCUUGCUGGUCUUUCAUGGAUAUACCUCUUAUAGACCAAAUAUAUCUCUCGCUCUCUCUUUCAAACCCGCAUGUCAUCACUUUCCACUCACAUUAACUGAUGUCUUAACCUUUUGGUGUUGGUAAACUAAAC